This is a messenger RNA of Alternaria viburni, 171 nucleotides long. RefSeq lists its product as uncharacterized. NCBI's taxonomy places the organism in Eukaryota, Fungi, Ascomycota, Dothideomycetes, Pleosporales, Pleosporaceae. The record is from RefSeq and is a predicted model, not a curated record. Bases 1 to 171 code for a protein of 56 amino acids. The transcript has 2 exons.
AUGAAGAAGGCCAACCCAUCCAUCCCCAUUAUGAUCCGCGAAGCCAGCAACACCCAGCCCACCGUUUAUGCGCGAUUCGACUUCGGAAAGGAGCGGAAGCUGUCACUGAAGGGCCUGGACGACAAGGCGAUUGAACAACAAGUCACAGAGCUGGUACAGAAGGGCGCAUGA